AUGAAAGCCUCCAGACCCAGCGUUGCCAAUGUGGUCACGUCGAGGGAAAUUCGACGACAGCGAAAAAAAGAUAUUGAGGAAAAAUUCGGUAAAAAGAGCGUUCGUAACGAAAAAAUAGAAACCUCUACGACAACUUCGGAUAAUGACGGGUGUAACUGGACCUUUGUGUUUGACCCUUCAGGACGGUUGUGCUAUUGGUGGACCUCCGUUGUUAGUGUGGCUUUUCUGUAUAAUUUCUGGGUGAUCAUUUACCGAUUUGCAUUUCAAGAAAUUAAUUCGGAUAACAUAGGUUUGUGGUUCACUUUGGAUUAUUCCGCUGAUUUUCUGUAUAUAUUGGAUAUUGCUUUCCGUUUCCGUACCGGGUAUUUAGAGGAAGGUGUGUUACAGACCGAUCCGGUAAAGUUACGGAUCCAUUACAUGAAUACGACCAUAUUUUACAUCGAUUGUUUGUGUCUUCUUCCUUUAGACUUCUUAUAUUUAUCUAUAGGCUUUUGUUCCAUUUUACGGUUCUUCCGUUUAGUGAAAGUGUACCGUUAUUGGACGUUCUUAGAUCGCACUGAGCGUCACACGAACUACCCUAACGUCAUUCGGACGCUAACGCUCAUGCAUUACCUAUUGGCACUCUUUCAUUGGAAUUCGUGUUUCUUCUAUGUAGUGGCAACUCGAUUCGAACACGAUCCCGAGUAUUGGAAAUUUCCUAAAAAUACGAAUGACACCCAUUUACAGUAUUUGCAUGCCUUAUAUUGGAGUACCAUGACGUUGACGACAGUGGGCAAUCCACCCAACCCGCGUACAACUGGCGAAUAUUUUUUCACAAUAUUUGAAAUGAUAUUUGCCCUGCUGUUAUUUGCUACUGUUCUGGGACAUAUAGCUAACAUUGUGACCAGUAUCAGUGCUGCUAGAAAAGAAUUCCAAGGUAAGCUGUUUUGUUCAAACAAUUCAUGCACAUGUUUUCAGACUACAAUCUUUCCUAUUUCAAAAGUUUCACUUUCCAACAUGACCUACAUUACUAACCAAUGA
Messenger RNA from Lottia gigantea (owl limpet), 1020 nucleotides. RefSeq lists its product as hypothetical. The transcript has a single exon. Gene Ontology annotation, biological process: monoatomic cation transmembrane transport; potassium ion transport. Gene Ontology annotation, molecular function: intracellularly cGMP-activated cation channel activity; protein-containing complex binding; voltage-gated potassium channel activity. The coding region runs from base 1 to 1020 and encodes 339 amino acids. Gene Ontology annotation, cellular component: intracellular cyclic nucleotide activated cation channel complex; plasma membrane. Lineage: Eukaryota; Metazoa; Mollusca; Gastropoda; Lottiidae. The record is from RefSeq and is a predicted model, not a curated record.